UUCAGGUGCAUUCAGAAUCUCUUGUAAAAUGCAUCACAGAAUAAAACUGUGUAUGACAAAUGAGACAGAAAUUGAUUCUUACAUUACACGUUCUGUAUCAGUCAACAUGUUUAUUUUUCUUUUAUUUGUCCUGCAAGCACAUGUUUAUUUUUAUCAACUACAUAGCUCUGUUGUUUUUUUUCUGUUACAAUAUCGCGUGGUGUGGCUCUCGUCUUUUUAGAGAAAUCUAACGCAGUGUGGCCAUCUGGUGAACUCAAUGCAAAUCCACAAAAGGCCACUUCAAAAUGAGUGAAUAAAAGGUGUUUCUGCUUGUAGUAAGUUUUUAAAAAAAAUCUGCCAGUGGAACAAGUUGGUAAGAUUUCUUGAAAUGAGAUGUAAUAUUUAGGCCUUUCAGGAUAAAAGAGAUAUUUAAAUUAGCUGGGAAAACUAUUUUUGAGCUUUAUUUCACUUGUAGCAGGAAGAGCUGUGUGUCAUAAUAAGCCUUUAAUGCUCAAAAGUAGUAUUUUUUUCACUUAAGAUAUUAUGCAUUGUCUAAAAACAAGUCUCUAUAUCUCACUGAAAUGUUACUUGUUAGGUGACUAUGUCUUUCAUUAAGUGUUAUGAGAUAUUUUGACUAGUAAUCAGACAAAUAUACUUUGUAAGAUUUUGCAUUUUUUUGCAGUACCCCUAAAAAAAAAGUGUCAUAUAUCACAUAUUAAACAUUUGUUGGUAAAUAAUCCUGUACAGCAGCAGCUUUUUUGCUUUCACAUUAGACAGUUUUGAAAAUAGGAUGGUGUUACUUGGUUGGGUGUUUCCAGCCUUGACAUACAGUAGUGAGUUAUUUCUCUCUCUCUGGUCAUAUUUGCGCAGGGAGACAAAUAGUUCAUUUUGCAUCUCCUACAAGGUUUAGAGAUAUGACUCAAAGGCAAAGGAAAUCCUUUUCUGGCCUUUUGCCCACCAUUAAUUUGUCAUUACUGUACCAACAAUCAUCAGAAGUUCACAUGUACAGUAAGAAAUCAACCUUUAUCAUACGAGUGUACCACUAGUUCAACUUUGCCCCUCAUGUGUUGAUGUCACUAGUACAUUCCAGCCGAAGAGGUCAAAGGUCAGCUGGUUGUCCAUGAGCACUCAAAAUGGGGAGGACAUUGGUUAUCAGAGUGCAAUCAGACAGCAAGGAUCGGUCCAAAGUUCAUUGCUGUGAAAUACCAAUGGACUGAGAGACGCGGCAGAGAUUUGAGACAGGAGGGAACAAGACGAGAACAUCUGAGGAUUAUAUGUGUUGGUGGCCAAGACGGUAAAGGAAGAACUGCAAAGACUCAAGGAAAUAUAUGGUACCUAAGAGGACAGGGUCAUCCAACUGAGACAUCUGUGCUGACUCUGAGACGAUGGACAUCCUUGAGACAGAUGCCUAUGACAGGCGGAAGAAGAGAAACAUGUUCUGUGCUGUCCUUCUUUCUCUCUUGCCUUUCUUCUCGUCCAUAGCUGUGUACUUCUACCUGUGGACACCUGACACACCCGCGUCCAUCAUGUCUGCAGGUAUCAAAUCAGCACCGACGCUCCUAUUGGCUGCAGUAGUGCUGAGCUGGAACGGAGGUCAGAGUAUCCUGGGUGUGGCGGGAGGACUGCUCUUCUCUGCUGUAGGUGACUGCUGCCUGGUGUGGCCUGAGCUCUUUCUGCAUGGAAUGGGUGCAUUUGCUGCGACCCAUCUGUUGUACUCACUCACCUUCCUCUCCAGUCACUAUACGGCAUAUUCCUCUUCCUCUUCCCUCUGGAUCCGUUUUCUAUAUCUGAUCCUGUUCAUGGUGGGAGGAGGUUUCUACAUCCACAUAUAUCCAUUCCUGCAGAAGGCUCCAGACUCAGAUGUGUUGCUUCCAGCUGUGGGGGUCUACAUUGUCUUAAUUGUUCUAAUGGGGGCGUUAGCAAUCAGAACCCGCCACGCAGCAACACUGUUGGGAAGUUUGUCCUUCAUGGUGUCCGACAUGUCACUGGCUGUGCAAGCUUUCAAAGUGAUGGCACCAAUGGAGCACGGUCAUGCUUUUGUCAUGGUGACAUAUUAUUUGGCUCAGCUACUAAUAGCUGUGGGCGAUAUAAAGGCGGUGGCGAACAAGGAUGGAUUGGCAAAAUGGAAGAGUUCCUAAACAGCAUCCCUGUAGCAUCCCCAAAGUCUGAAGUAUAACCUCCUCAGACUGCCUUUAAAUACUAGAGAUGUUCGAGAGAGGUAAAUACUAUUUAUAUCAAAUACGGGAAAAGAGUAAAAAUAGAACAGUUUCCAGUUUGCAUUUGAAUAAUCAUAUCAAUAGUCAUACCAUUAUAAAAAAAUACCACAGUCUACAAACAAAAGUAAAAGAAACUCCACAAAUAUCAGUUUAGAAUAACAUCUGUAUUCUGUGAUUUGAGCCAAAAUAUUGUUUAUGUUUAUGUUGUGUAUGUGGUGCACAUGUUUUCCACUUGUAAGCUGGUCAUUAUAUGUAUAUAAAUACGCCAAUUUGUUUUGUUAAUAAUAAAUAAAUGUGGUGUAAAAAAAACAAA
Sebastes umbrosus (honeycomb rockfish) is the source of this 2508-nucleotide messenger RNA. It is a transcript of the gene tmem86b, whose product is annotated as transmembrane protein 86B. Gene Ontology annotation, cellular component: membrane. The record is from RefSeq and is a predicted model, not a curated record. Bases 1365 to 2117 code for a protein of 250 amino acids. The transcript is spliced from 3 exons. Lineage: Eukaryota; Metazoa; Chordata; Actinopteri; Perciformes; Sebastidae.